Messenger RNA from Penicillium olsonii, 1575 nucleotides. Lineage: Eukaryota; Fungi; Ascomycota; Eurotiomycetes; Eurotiales; Aspergillaceae. The record is from the annotation of a GenBank genome assembly.
AUGCUUUCUGCUGAAAGUUCUGAUGAACACUCAAUUUCUGCACCACCACCGGAUGCCAGAGACACGCCAUCCCCUAUGGAAGUUGAAGCCGGACCAGAUACACCUCUCUCUCUCGGUCGCACCGUUGCAAUCAAUGGUUCUCUUACCUGUAUUACUGGUAUCGGAAAUCUGCUCGCUGGACUGCUUACUGUCUGCAUUCCGGUGAUUUCAAAAGACUUGCAUAUUCCCCCAGAUUUGCAACUCUGGCCAGCCUCUGCUUUCGCGCUCGCCUGUGGCUGCCUGCUACUUCCAUGCGGUGCGGUUGCUGAUGUCCUUGGCUGUCGGCGCUCUUGCUUGCUUGGUGGAUUGCUUCAAACCGUAAGCGCACUUGGCGCAGGCCGUGCAGCCACAUCGACUCAACUUAUCGCAUGGCGAGUCACAGGGGGCCUCGCAGCAUCUUUCUGUCUCCCGGGAGCUAUCGGCGCCGCUGGACAUGCCUUUCCUGCCAGUAGCAGCCCUCGCCGUCGCAGUAUUGCGUUUGCCGCUAUGGGUGGUGGCUCGGCUGUGGGCUUCGGACUGGGCUUGGUGCUGGGAGGUGUGUUCUCUGAUACUGUCGGCUGGCGCUGGGGCUUUUAUGCCACCGCUAUACUCAACGCCGCGGUUCUCGCCUUGGCAGUAUGGGCGCUCCCCCAUACCAUCGAUGGUAAUUUAGACAAGGCAUCGAUCUCACGUCUUGCACAUGAUGUCGACUGGGUCGGCGCAGGACUCAUUAGUGCAUGCCUCGCCAUUCUUUCUUACGAGCUGGCCAUAGCAACGGCAUCGAAUGCUGAUCAGAGCAUGCGGAAACCCAUCAAUAUCACCUUACUAUGCAUAGCAAUAGCUCUUCUACCGGUGUUUGCUUUUUGGAUGCGUCGCCAGUCUCGAUUGUCUCGUCCCGCUUUAAUUCCAAACACUCUAUGGACCAACUUGCCAUUUACGUCUAUGUGCAUUACUGUCUUUCUUGUUUGGGGCACUUUGAACGCAAGUGAACAACUCGCGGCCCUAUACUUCGAAGAUAUCCUAGGCAGGUCCACUAUGACAGCAUCUCUUUACUUCUUACCCGCACCGAUAUGUGGCUUAUUAAUGAAUAUUGCUAUCGGCGCAUUCCUUCCGAGUCUGCGUCCAUCUAUCGCAGUCCCCGCAGCCUGUCUUAUGAGUGGCAUCGCCCCAUUACUACUAGCCAGCUUGUGCCAUCUUGAUGGGCCAGAUUAUUGGCGUGGUCCUUUCCAGGCAAUGGCCCUGAACCCCCUCGGUGCGGACCUUAUGUAUACGAUCGCCAUUUUAGUAAUGACAGCCGCGUUCCCAUCUGGCACACAGGCCCUAGCGGGGGGAGUCUUCAAUAUGCUAUCGCAGAUUGGCAAAAGCGUGGGCAUCGCGACUUCGGCAUUGAUUGCGCGACAGAUCACAGCCCAAACAGAGAAGCCGGACACUUUGGAGAGUUUGUUGCUCGGAUACAAAGCCGGCUGGUGGUAUAACUGUUCCUUGGGGCUCCUGUCGGUGGUGGUAAGCUUUUGGGGUCUGAGGAGUGUUCAGAAGGUGGAGGUUAAGAGGGAUUAG